GGGUGUUUUUUUCGGAUACAGUGUGUGUGUGUCUCAUAGCGUUUUGAUCCAUUUUGUGGCCCCGGGUGGUGCUGGUGGAGCGCACAGCGGGAGGCGCAUUGUCCGUAUGCAAACUGGACGACAUGGCCAUUGUAUGCGUUUGGGCAUAUAUGGAGACGCCGAUGGCUCGGAGGAUACAAUCUGUCUGAAGUCUCAGGGAGAGUCGCCCUCGGCUGUGUUGCGUGCGUUUCUCUACUACGACUUUCUCCACUUUUUAACCGCUCUGCUCCGUCGCUAUGAGUUGCCUGGAUGUGAUGUACCACCAAAGCUAUGGAGCGCACUACCUCCCUGCAGCGGCGUACAAGGCGACGUACUAUAACCACCAUCACCAGCAACAACAGAGGAAGCUGAGUGUUUACAGUAAGAUGCAGGAGUGUAUGGAGCAGCAGCAGCAGCAGCAAGGAGGAGGCAGAGGGAUGCUGUCCAGGGAUCAGGGCCUCCAGCACGGUCCUGGAGCCGAUUCAGGCCGCAGAUCGACAUCCGAUUCAGAGCUGAAGGAUAUUACUCAGCCAGCAGAAGCUGAGUACUUGAGCUCCCGGUGCGUUCUGUUCACAUACUUCCAAGGCGACAUCGGCGACGUGAUCGAUGAGCAUUUCUCCCGAGCUCUCAGUCAGUCCAGCACCUUCAACAGCGAGGCCAAGCCAAUCAGAGUGACUCAGCAGUCUGCUUCAGCCACUGCCGGCUUAUGGAAAGAUGGUAGUUCUCUCUCUGAGGGCCAGAGCAGCUCUGUUUGGAACAGCAGCAGCACCUAUCCAUCUCAGAACAGCCCCUGCCUCCCAUCGGUUUCUGUCUCGGUCCACCCAGACUUUUCCCCCAGCCCUGUUUCCUUCAACCACCCAGAUGGAGCUCUGUGGGCCAGCCACGUGCUCUCCCAGGCCAGCCUCCCGCCUCCGGCUACCCUCCCCGACAGCUGGACCUACAGCCUGAACCCCCAGAGCUCGAGUGGCUAUCCCAAUGUCCACGACAUCUACCAUCCUCACCCCCACGCCCAUAUCCACUCCCGGCACCACCACUCAAUGCUCCAUUCAUACCCAGCCCACGGCCCAGCAUUGGAUCCCAGGUUUAAUCCUCUGCUGCUGCCUGGUGUUAGGAACCAGAACCAGCCAGCUGCCAACACAGGGAGUUCCCCACACAACGAAGGGGUGAAGACAGAGAUGGAUCCCAGCAGCAACAGUCCUGUAACGGCCACCUCUGUCACCUGGACCCCUUCAGCCCUACAUGGAUCUCUGGAGGCAUACGACUCAGCUCUUGAUCAGACCAAAGCAAAGACGUCAGUUUGGUUCUAACUGAUUUGCUGAAAAAAAAGAUGGAAUAUGGGUUCACAAUAAAAGGAUCUAUUAUGUGGCUUUAUCAAUGUAUGGCUGCAACACCAGCACUGUAUUGUAAAUGUAGCUAUUGAAUGCUAACUGUUAGCUUAAACUACAAGUCCUGCACUGUCCACAUGACUUAUUAUGGAGAUGAACUCAGGCUUUGGACUUAAACAACAGUGAUCUAAUGCUUUGGCUGAAGGUCAAGGCCUUUGAAGAACGAAGAAAACAGACUACUAGCUUUAAGGACGGGAGGCCUCUUCUUCUCUGACGGCACAAAACUCCUUUUGAUGCAAAUGUGAGACCAAGUGGUUCUGUUUCAAGAGCUUAAUUUUGAUCCACAUUUUUGUUCUGUACAGUAAAUGUUUGUUGAUGACUGUAAAUGUUUUGUUUUUGUUUUUUUUGUAUAGUUUUGCCAUGCAAGUUGUUGUUUGCUGGAUGAUUUCUGCUAAUUUGUUGCCUGAAUGCUACUUUUACUAUUUUGCC
Seriola dumerili (greater amberjack) is the source of this 1832-nucleotide messenger RNA. It is a transcript of the gene vgll3, whose product is annotated as vestigial like family member 3. The transcript is spliced from 4 exons. The record is from RefSeq and is a predicted model, not a curated record. NCBI's taxonomy places the organism in Eukaryota, Metazoa, Chordata, Actinopteri, Carangiformes, Carangidae. Gene Ontology annotation, cellular component: nucleus. Bases 276 to 1325 code for a protein of 349 amino acids. Gene Ontology annotation, biological process: regulation of transcription by RNA polymerase II.